AUGCUCCAAAAGUUCCGUAGAUGGUAUUCUGUAGGGAGUCCCGAAGAUCAGAAUAUUGACGAGAAACAUACCCUUACGCAGCUGAUUAAAGCGAAAACGGUCUCUUUCUUCGGUGGAAUAUGCCUACUUAUCAACGGAAUGACCGGGCCGGGUGUGCCAUUUACCCCCGCAACCUUUCAACAAUCUGGGUGGCUCUUCCCUUCCAUCCUUUUCGUGGCAUUCUCCUUCGUAUCGGCGUUAAGCGUUCUGUUCGUGAUAGAAAGCAUGCAGGCUAUACCUGGCAACAAGAACUUUCAGGGAACGGUCGAAUAUGCUACGCUUAUCAAUUUCUACUUCGGCAACUAUGCCCACUUGAUUGGGCAGUUCUUGCUGUACGGCGCAUUGCAAGCGAACGCGAUGCAGUCCAUCGUCUUGAUGUCGCAAACCUUCGAUAACAUCCUGGUUGAUGUCUUUGGAAAAACUUGUGCGUUGGCGGUCAGUGGGCCGAAACCGGGAUGGUACUGCGUGGGGACGGUGUCACAGGAUUUCCCCUCGCCAUUUGAAAAUACGUGGAUCAUUUUCUCCUUGGGGUUCCUGCUGGUUAUGAUCAUGUCCAUCCCACUCGGCAUCGUGAAUCUGGACGAUAAUAUCAAGGCUCAGAUUGUCGCCUUCUGCCUCUCCGUCGCCAUCGGAAUUGAAUGGAUUGGCGCCGCGUUCGUGCGCGGACUGGACACUUCCAGAGUGCCAGCAUUUGGGUCAUCAUUUUCGACAGUGGUGGGAACGAUCAUGUUGAAUAUGGCGUUCACGACGAUAGUACCGUCGUGGGUCAACAUCAAGAAACGCGAAGUGAAUGUGCAAGGGGUUGUUUGGUCUGCCAUCGCGAUUGCGUGCGCACUCUACAUGGGUGUCGGGUUGUUUCCCGCUCUUGGCUUCUCCAUCGACAGCGACGGCAGCAUUUUGCCACCUCUGAUGCGCAGCGGCAAAAUCAACAAGGUCUCGGCGUACAUGUUUUCGAUCGUCAUGCUACUCCCUUCCAUUCCUGUCAGUUUCAUUGUGGCAAAGGGCAACCUCGUUCAGAAUCGUGUAGUUAGCAAACAUGUUGCCUUGUUCCUCGCCUACGUCUUGCCGUGGAUUAUGUGCAUCCCGCUUCAAACUGGCAAAUCGAUGCAGGGCUUCAUUUCAUGGACUUCCUUGAUCUUUGUGUCCACCGCAAACUUCUUGAUCCCUCUCGUGAUUUAUCUCAAGUGUCUCAAGUUCCGAAGGGAGUAUAACCAGAGUCGAGGUAUGUUUACAUCGCUGCAAUGGAUUAGGAAAGGAAAACGCCUUCUAACCUGUGGGCUACAGCUCUAA
Fimicolochytrium jonesii is the source of this 1329-nucleotide messenger RNA. RefSeq lists its product as uncharacterized. The record is from RefSeq and is a predicted model, not a curated record. NCBI's taxonomy places the organism in Eukaryota, Fungi, Chytridiomycota, Chytridiomycetes, Spizellomycetales, Powellomycetaceae. Bases 1 to 1329 code for a protein of 442 amino acids. The transcript is spliced from 10 exons.